Molecule: messenger RNA, 1644 nt
Organism: Kluyveromyces marxianus DMKU3-1042
Lineage: Eukaryota; Fungi; Ascomycota; Saccharomycetes; Saccharomycetales; Saccharomycetaceae
Gene: FET4
Product: Fet4p
Exons: 1
Coding region: 1-1644 (547 amino acids)
Biological process (GO): transmembrane transport
Source: RefSeq, a predicted model, not a curated record
AUGUAUAAAAUUGCCAGGUUUUUUGGUAACCCCGGUGUGCGCACAGAUAUAAAGCAACAAGCACCUAUUCCUUGUGAUCGAAGGCAAGAUGACUCUAAAAAGGGCUUAGAAGAGAUCAUUAGUAAAGAAAUUGAAACUGACUCUGAAUCUUCUUUAAAUUCUGUUCUUGGACAAGUUCAUGUUGAACAAAGUGGUGAUAUUAUUACCUCUAUUGGGUUUACAGGCUUGAGAAAGGGUAAAAUGGAUAAAGCUCUGGAUAAGUUAGUAGAAUAUGCUGGUUCAGUAUUCACAUUUGUGCUAAUGUGGAUUAUAAUGAUUAUAUGGGUGAUCAUGGGAAUAGUUUCGUCUGCAUCUUCUAACUGGCAAGUUGUUAUGCAAGAUGGGCAAUCUAUUCAAUGUUAUAUUUGGGACACUCUAUUGAUGAGACAGCAGUUAAUGUCUGCACAUGAGCACGUAUGUGUUUGUGCUGAAUUAAAAUCGCGUUUAACUAUAUUCAAAAAGCUGAUGUAUAGCAUUGCUAGUUCUUCUGAGAAGACAGAUUCAGACAUCGAAGAAACCUUGUACGACGAUAUUCCAGAAGUGACGGCCGAUUUACAGAACAAGACCUGGUAUGAUAGAUUGUCAUCGAAUAUUGCACACGUUAUAGGUUCCUGGUAUUUUAUUGUUAUUUAUUGGGCAGGAAUAUGUGUAUGGAUAGGUUGCGGUGCCUUAUAUCUCGAUGCAAACAACGAUCCUCCUUACACCGGUGAAACAACAGGGUCCAAUCCUAAAAAAACAAGGUUCGGAAACAUGUGGCAAAUGUAUAUCAACACUGCAACAGCCGUACUGAUGUUCUUUUGUACUAUAUUCUUGCAGAACUUAAGGGCAAGACAUGAUAGGUUUGUUGCCAAAUUCAUUAGAGAGAUAUUUGAAAUUGAUUUGAAAAUUGAUGUACUCUUAAGAGAUGAAGCCAAUGAUUAUUUUACUGAAUCAGAUGUGGUAUGCAUUAAGAGACAAAAGAGAAAUAGAGCAGAUUUUUUAAUAGAUUGGUACGGUGAUGUUGUUGGCACUGGUAUCGGUGUGUUGUUGGCUAUAGCAGUUCUAACAGCAUGGAUUGCAGUUGGCCAUCUUAUGGACUAUAGUGAUAACUGGUGGUUAAUUAUAGGUACCUACACCGGUUUAGUUGGAUUUUUCGAUGGGUUCGUUAUUAGACAGAAUUAUUUCCGUAUUGUGAACCAUGAGCAGGAAAACUAUUCAAGCGUUUUAUCUGAGGAAUAUGAAUUGUAUAGCAUAUUGGGUAUUCAAUGUCCCAAAAAUCUCAGCGAAAUUCCAGUCCAAGCCGAUAAAUCAGUAACCUACAGAGUUUCAGUAUUUAUCAAUAAGAUAUGUUCAAGUAAAUGGAGUGUGUUAGCGUCUCUCCUUAUAAUUAUUGGACUAAUAUCUGUUGCCUCUGGUAUGCAUUGGAGUCAAACGGGACAACUUUUAGCAAAUACCCCGACAAUGAUUAUAGAAGGGUUUUUCCUAUUAAUCCUUCUUCAAGCUCAUAACUGGGCCGAUAUUGAACGCAGGGCAGAAAUUUCGUUACUGCACAGUAGAAAAACAUUUAUGCUAACCUAUCUGGAAAAAAAGUUCAAAAGAAAAGCAAUAGACAUAAACUUAAACUGA